AUGCCUAAUAAGAACUCGGUUCAUGACACGGAUUCCGUACCCAAUGGCGGAUUUACGGCCUGGUUGCAGGUGCUGGGCGGAUUCCUCCUGCUAUUCAAUACUUGGGGAGUCAUGAAUACAUUUGGUGUUUACCAGACGUACUAUGAGUCCGGUGAGCUUUUCCAGGAGUCGUCCACCAGGAUCUCAUGGAUUGGCUCUGUUCAAACCUUCUGCCUUCUCUUUUUCGGUACUUUGACGGGCCCAAUCUUUGACGCAGGCUACUUUCGGGUCCUGCUCUACUCUGGCUUCUUCAUGUUGGUUUUCGGACAGAUGAUGCUCAGUUUGUGCACUACUUUCUGGCAAGUGGUGCUGGCUCAGGGUAUCUGCAUCGGAAUUGGAACCGGACUAUUAUUUGUGCCAAGCGUUGCAAUCAUCUCGACGUACUUCACAACUAAGAUUGCACUUGCAAUGGGGUUUGCUGCGUCGGGAAGUGGCAUGGGCGGUGUUAUUUACCCCAUUGUGUUCCAUCGCCUUCACCCUGCCAUUGGGUUUGCAUGGGCGACACGUGUCAUUGGCUUCAUGGAGUUGGGCACGCUUCUGGUACCCCUGGCCGUCAUGCGUGUUCGCACUCUACCGCCGAAGGUGCGAAAGCUAAUCGACUGGUCUGCAUUUUCAGAUCUGCCAUAUAUCACCUACAUUUUGGGAACCCUAGUAGGCUACAUGGGCUUAUUCGUUCCCUUCUUCUACAUAUCUUACUAUGCCAUCCAGCAAAAGUUUACCAACGAGAAUCUGGGAUUUUACAUGUUGCCAAUUCUCAACUCUGCUUCGGUAUUUGGCCGACUGCUACCCAAUAUUUUCGCCGAUAAGCUUGGCGUUGUCAACACCAUGAUUCCUUGCUCAUUCGUUACCUCGAUUCUCGCCUUCUGUUUAAUCCGAGUGGACAAUCAAGCCAGCAUCAUUGUUUGCACUAUCUUGUAUGGUUUCUUCUCCGGUGCCUACGUGUCCUUGCCACCAACUAUCAUGGUAUUUCUCACGCCUGACCGAUCUCUGAUCGGUACCCGCUUGGGACAAGGGUUUGCUACCAUCAGUUUUGGAGUUCUCGUUAGUACUCCAGCCGCAGGCGCUAUUCUGAGACAAGAUUCUUGGACGCACAUAUGGAUUUACUCCGGCGUCUUGUUGUUUGUUGCUGCUUGUUCUUUCGUUCUUGUAAGAAAACUGAAGGGCUCGGGCGGUGUCAAUGUCGGCCACUAA
This is a messenger RNA of Pseudomassariella vexata, 1230 nucleotides long. Its product is annotated as MFS general substrate transporter. Gene Ontology annotation, cellular component: fungal-type vacuole membrane. Gene Ontology annotation, biological process: transmembrane transport. The record is from RefSeq and is a predicted model, not a curated record. Lineage: Eukaryota; Fungi; Ascomycota; Sordariomycetes; Amphisphaeriales; Pseudomassariaceae. The coding region runs from base 1 to 1230 and encodes 409 amino acids. The transcript is spliced from 5 exons. Gene Ontology annotation, molecular function: transmembrane transporter activity.